Prorocentrum cordatum is the source of this 534-nucleotide messenger RNA. NCBI's taxonomy places the organism in Eukaryota, Dinophyceae, Prorocentrales, Prorocentraceae. The record is from the annotation of a GenBank genome assembly.
AUGUGGGAGGUGAAGCUGGAGCCCAGCGUCAUCUUCAGCUACAGCGCUGGGAUCAGCGCGUGCGAGAAGGGCCAGCAGUGGCAGUGGGCUCUGGCGCUGCUGGGCGAGAUGUGCGAGGCGAGGCUGAAGCCCAACGUCAUCUUCAGCUGCAACGCUGCGAUCAGCGCGUGCGGGAAGGGCGAGCAGUGGCAGCGGGCUUUGGCGCUGCUGGGCGAGAUGUGUCAGGCGAAGCUGGAGCCCAGCGUCUUAGCUACAACGCUGGGAUCAGCGCGUGCGAGAAGGGCGAGCAGUGGCAGCGGGCACUGGCGCUGCUCAGCGAGAUGUGUAAGGCGAAGCUGGUGCCCAGCUCAGCUACAGCGCUGGGAUCAGCGCUUGCGAGAAGGGCAGACAGUGGCAGCGGGCUUUGACGCUGCUCAGCGAAAUCUGGGAGGCGAAGCUGGAGCCCAACGUCUUCAGCUUCAACGCUUUGAUCAGCGCGUGCGAGAAGAGCGAGGAGUGGCAGCGGGCUCUGGCGCUGCUGCGCAGGAUGUGUGA